AGGUAGCAAGCAGGAGAAUCAGAAUUCCAUGGAGCCACCUAUAUUGUCAGUGGAAAAACAGCAAGAGUAAAGCAGGAAAAGAAAGAUUAUACACCCCAAAAGGGGAAAAAGGCAAGGGAAGCCAGCCAACAACAGGGGGAAAUAUAUCUCCAUAUUCUCUGACUCCUGAUGUUUGUGACCACCCGGGUUUCCAAAAAGAAAUAAAAAAACAAGACAAAGAAAGGAGAAAGUCUCAUCAGAAUAAAUCCAUUCAAAUGUACCUCAUAUUUGUACAAAACUAGAGUAGCCACAUGAAAAAUCUAACUAAUUAUACGCAGGAGAAACCACAUAAAUGCUUGGAAUGACUGGGAAGGAAUCAUAUAAAUGCAUAGAAUGUGAAAAGAACUUUAGUUCCAGAAGGACCCUCAGUAAACAUCACAGAAUCCACACUGGGGAGAAACCAUAUAAAUGCAUGGAAUGUGGAAAGAGCUUCUGUGACAGCAGUAACUUCAGUAGGCAUCAAAGAACUCACACUAGAGAAAAACCAUAUAAAUGCAUGGAAUGUGGAAAGAGCUUCUGUGACAGCAGUAGCCUCAGUUCACAUCAAAGAACUCAUACAGGGGAGAAACCCUAUAAAUGCAUGGAAUGUGAAAAGAGCUUUACUUCCAGCAGUAUCCUCAGUAGGCAUCAAAGAACCCACACUGGGGACAAACCAUACAAAUGCAUGGAAUGUGGAAAGAGCUUCAGUGACAGCAGUAACCUCAGUUCCCAUGAGAUAACUCACACAGGGGAGAAACCUUACAUAUGCAAGGACUGUGGAAAGAGCUUCAGUCACAGGAGUCACCUCAGUACACAUCAAAGAACUCACACUGGAGAUAAACCAUAUGAAUGCAUGAAAUGUGGAAAGAGCUUCAGUGACAGCAGUAACCUCAGUUCCCAUGAAAGAACUCACACAGGGGAGAAGCCCUAUAAAUGCAAGGAUUGUGGAAAGAGUUUCAGGCAGAGCAGUCACCUCAGUACACAUCAAAGAACUCACACAGGGGAGAAACCAUAUGAAUGUGUGGAAUGUGGAAAGAGCUUCUGUGACUUCAGUAACCUCAGUUCACACCAAAGAACUCACACAGGGGAGAAACCAUAUAAAUAAAUUCAAUGAGGAAAGAGGUUCAUCCUCAGGGGUCAGUAGACAUGAAGAACUCACAGAGGGGAAAAACCAUAUACAGUGGUGCCUCGCUUAACGACGAUAAUCGGUUCCAGGAAA
Messenger RNA from Pogona vitticeps (central bearded dragon), 1237 nucleotides. NCBI's taxonomy places the organism in Eukaryota, Metazoa, Chordata, Lepidosauria, Squamata, Agamidae. The record is from RefSeq and is a predicted model, not a curated record.